Cornus florida is the source of this 1948-nucleotide messenger RNA. Its product is annotated as UDP-galactose/UDP-glucose transporter 5-like. Gene Ontology annotation, cellular component: Golgi membrane; endoplasmic reticulum membrane. The transcript is spliced from 12 exons. The coding region runs from base 402 to 1433 and encodes 343 amino acids. Gene Ontology annotation, biological process: transmembrane transport. Lineage: Eukaryota; Viridiplantae; Streptophyta; Magnoliopsida; Cornales; Cornaceae. Gene Ontology annotation, molecular function: 3'-phosphoadenosine 5'-phosphosulfate transmembrane transporter activity. The record is from RefSeq and is a predicted model, not a curated record.
AACUUUCUGGCACCCAAAACCAAUGAGAAAUUUCGCAUUGGGACCCACCUCGACGUUUUUGGACGCUCACGUGGCCGCAAUGAGCGAGUGGCGAAACCUAGAGAGAGAGAGACAAAGUCGCCGGCGAAACCGAGUCCACUGACUCACCGUGAUCUCUAUGACUUUAAGACACUCUUCUCUCACCCCUCACUUCUAUGACCUUCUCUCUCUAACAUUUCCUCCUCUUCUCUCUCUCUUUCCCCCAAGGUCUUGGAUUACAAAUUUUCUGUCCCUACCCUACAUCAACCGGCGUUCAGUUUCCCGGUGAUCUGAGCUUCGAAUACCCGCUAGAAUCGAUAUAUAUUUCUCUGGUAUGCUGUGAGUGUCUUGGAGAAGAGAGGCGGUGGUGACUUGGAUGGGAUAUGGCGGAACCACCGUCACCGGCCUUGAAAGAUAACAAGUUCUGGAAAGGGGUUUUUGCCGUGGUUGGGAUCAUGUCUACCCUCCUUAUCUAUGGCGUUCUACAGGAGAAAAUCAUGAGAGUUCCAUAUGGACCAAACAAAGAAUUUUUUAGGUACUCAUUAUUCCUUGUUUUCUGCAAUCGCAUUACAACAUCAGCGGUCUCUGCAGGGUCUUUAUUGGCAAGUAAAAAAGCAUUGGACCCUGUUGCUCCAGUUUAUAAGUAUUGCCUUAUAUCAGUAACAAACAUACUAACCACAACAUGCCAGUAUGAGGCCCUUAAAUAUGUCAGCUUUCCUGUUCAGACACUUGCAAAAUGUGCCAAAAUGAUACCUGUGAUGCUUUGGAGCACUGUCAUUAUGCAAAAGAGAUACAAGAUGCCUGACUAUAUGUUGGCUUUUCUAGUGAUGCUCGGGUGUGCAAUAUUCAUUUUGUACCCGGCAGCAGGUGACAUUAAUCCAUAUAAUAGAGGAAGGGAAAGCACAGUUUGGGGCGUUUCAUUAAUGCUUGGUUACCUUGGGUUUGAUGGCUUUACAAGCACAUUCCAGGAUAAACUAUUUAGAGGCUAUGAUAUGGAAAUACAUAAUCAAAUAUUCUAUACAACAUUAUGUUCUUGUUUACUCAGCUUGACUGGUCUAAUAUUACAGGGGCAUCUUCUUAUGGCAGUAGAUUUUGUUUCCCGCCAUAGUGAUUGUUUCUUUGACAUUGCACUGCUAUCUACUGUAGCAACUGCUAGUCAAUUCUUCAUUUCUUACACAAUUCGCACAUUUGGUGCUCUAACAUUUGCGACCAUAAUGACUACAAGACAGUUGGUGAGCAUUCUGCUGUCAUGCGUGUGGUUUGCCCACCCCCUCAGCUGGGAGCAGUUCAUUGGAGCUGUUAUUGUUUUCGGUUCCCUUUAUGCAAAGAGCUUCAUGAAAAAUAAACCCCCGAAGCCUCCAUCUUCAGAACAAUUGGAAAGUGGAGAGUCUAGUCCGCUGACGGGAAAACCCUGAUGCAGGAUGGUACACUUAGCGAAUAGGCAGCUGUAUUUGCAAGUGUGUGGCUGCAUUGAGAUGCGGUGAUUGACUUGGAUGGGAGUGGCUCUGCUGAACUACAGACAUCACUGCAUGCCAGUGGAUCCAUCUCAAGUCUGAAUCAUCCGCCUGUAGAAUUUAGUUAUAUAUGACCCCUUUCCCCUAUUUUUUAACAGGGGUAUAAACUAUCUGAAGCCACAAACAUGAGCUUUUCUUGUUUUUUGUUUUAUUUUAUUUAUAUAUAUUUUUUCUUUUCUAACAAUAUGAAAAAAAGAAAAAGAAAAAAGAAUAUGUAUAAUGUAAUCUGUUAAAGUUACAUUUUGACUUGUUCAGAAUGUAGUUCCCUUUGGGGACAGAAAAGGUGCCUCACAUCUGGAACCCUAGAAUACAAAGCUUGUCAGCUCGAGAUGGUCUUUUUACGCAGUUUAAAACAUGUUUGGUUGUGUACUGGAGAGAGAAAUUACAAUGUAUUAAAUUAUACAUAUUCUUUUUUA